CCAACUCAAACACACCAUUUCUCCUCAAAAAAUCAGAGUUUUCAGUUUUAUUAUUUUUGUUUAAAAAUGGAGGGCAAAGAAGAGGAUGUGAGAUUGGGAGCCAACAAGUUUUCCGAGAGGCAGCCCAUUGGGACGGCGGCUCAGUCCCAAGACGACAAGGAUUACACCGAGCCACCGCCGGCAUCAUUGUUUGAGCCCAGUGAAUUGACCUCUUGGUCUUUUUACAGGGCUGGGAUCGCUGAGUUCGUUGCUACUUUUCUUUUCUUGUAUAUCUCGGUGUUAACUGUCAUGGGCGUUCUUAAAGAACCAACCAAGUGUAAAACUGUUGGGAUUCAAGGGAUUGCUUGGGCCUUCGGUGGCAUGAUCUUUGCUCUCGUUUAUUGCACUGCUGGAAUCUCUGGUGGCCACAUAAAUCCGGCGGUGACAUUUGGGUUGUUUCUGGCGAGGAAACUGUCGUUGACUAGGGCGGUUUUCUACAUGGUGAUGCAGUGCUUGGGAGCCAUAUGUGGUGCCGGUGUGGUUAAAGGGUUCAUGGGGAAGAACCGAUACGGUACUUUGGGUGGCGGAGCCAACGCCGUGAAGGAUGGCUACACUAAAGGAGAUGGUCUUGGUGCUGAGAUUGUUGGUACGUUCGUUCUUGUUUACACUGUCUUUUCAGCCACUGAUGCUAAACGCAGUGCUCGAGACUCCCACGUCCCUAUUUUGGCACCAUUACCAAUUGGGUUCGCAGUGUUCUUGGUGCACUUGGCCACUAUACCGAUCACUGGAACCGGUAUUAACCCAGCUCGGAGUCUUGGUGCAGCCAUCAUCUUCAACAAGGACAAGGGCUGGGAUGACCAUUGGAUUUUCUGGUUGGGUCCAUUCAUUGGGGCAGCACUGGCAGCUCUUUACCAUCAAGUUGUAAUCAGAGCCAUUCCUUUCAAAUCAAAGUGAUGAGAUCAACGAUCAGGAUUGUGGU
This is a messenger RNA of Hibiscus syriacus, 958 nucleotides long. RefSeq names its product probable aquaporin PIP-type 7a. Bases 67 to 933 code for a protein of 288 amino acids. The transcript is spliced from 4 exons. Gene Ontology annotation, molecular function: water channel activity. NCBI's taxonomy places the organism in Eukaryota, Viridiplantae, Streptophyta, Magnoliopsida, Malvales, Malvaceae. The record is from RefSeq and is a predicted model, not a curated record. Gene Ontology annotation, biological process: response to water deprivation; transmembrane transport. Gene Ontology annotation, cellular component: plasmodesma; vacuole; plasma membrane.